AUGUCAAGCAACCCAGAGAUUCCGUCGCUCGUUACUACUAACCUCGCUACUGUCUGUAUAGAGAGCGCCCUCACGGGCGUGUUCUGGGUCCUCUAUGCGCUGUCUACUUUCCUGCUAGUGCAGCGUGCCCGCUCGCAGGCGGCGCAGACUGGGUCGUCGACCCGCUCGAUCUACAAAACACCGAUGUUCAUCGCAUCGAAUUUUAUCGCCCUCACUGUGACCGCGCACUGGAGUCUCACCGUCUAUCGGCUCUUUUUCGCCUUUGUAGAAUCUAUGGGAGGUGCGAAGCCGUUGUACGUCUAUGCGAACAUCGCGGAACCGUCCGAGAUCGCCAAAACGGCAUGUUUUCUCGCCACUGUGCUGGCGUCGGAUGCCAUGAUUAUUUACCGCCUGUACAUCAUCUGGGGCUACAACAAGUGGAUCAUCAUCUUCCCCAUCUUGACUUGGUUUGGACUGAUUGUGUGCGGAGUAGGCCUCUGCUGGCGGUUCUCCUUGUAUCAACUAGGCGAGAACGCAUAUCACGGCGAGAUUGGGCGCUGGAUUACGAGCGACUGCGUCAUGACAUUUAUCACGAACGUGUAUUGUACCGUCUGCAUCGCAUGGCGUAUUUGGCGCAGCCGCAUUCGCAGCAAGUCGUUUGGCGGUGGAAAUUUGAGGGGCGUCCUGGCGAUUGUUAUAGAAAGCGCACUCAUCCAUACAUGCUGGAACUUUUUCUUUCUCCUCGAGUUCCAGCUGCAGUCCGUGGUGCAGUUCACCGCGAUCGACGUCUGGAGCCCCAUCUGCGGCAUCACCUUCAUGCUGAUCAACUUCCGCGUCGCCCUCGGAUGGGCACAGAAGGCACACUACCAUAGCCAAAGCACUGGCAGCGGGUUUACGCCUCGCUUGCCUACAACGUCCGCCCACUCUACGUCGUACCCGCCACGCAAGCACGAGCUGGCUAGUGCGGUGGAAGGCGUCCCCUACUCGUAUAAGGAGCCGUACGUGGUGGGCGCACAUCCGUACGCUGCGGCAGACGCGCCACCGGUGUAUCCCCCGCUCACCGUCAACAUCACGCGAGUCGUAGACACAGUCGAUGAUAACGGCUCAAAUAUGCCUUACGAUGGCGCUGCGUAG
Molecule: messenger RNA, 1113 nt
Organism: Rhodofomes roseus
Lineage: Eukaryota; Fungi; Basidiomycota; Agaricomycetes; Polyporales; Fomitopsidaceae
Exons: 8
Coding region: 1-1113 (370 amino acids)
Source: RefSeq, a predicted model, not a curated record